This is a messenger RNA of Ceraceosorus guamensis, 1800 nucleotides long. RefSeq lists its product as hypothetical. The transcript has 2 exons. NCBI's taxonomy places the organism in Eukaryota, Fungi, Basidiomycota, Exobasidiomycetes, Ceraceosorales, Ceraceosoraceae. The coding region runs from base 1 to 1800 and encodes 599 amino acids. The record is from RefSeq and is a predicted model, not a curated record.
AUGGCUGUCAGUAUUGCCAGUGUGACGGGCGUCGCGGCUGACCGAGGAGCAUCAUCUAUCCCGCCUGCCGAUCCUUCAUCGACGAUCGCUGCGUGGAUGGCAGCAAAUCCCUCAACUUCUCCGCUUACCUUCGCGUACGACUCUGCAGUUUGCAGUCGUGUCUUCAAGGAGGUCUUUGGCAAAUUCCCUCUAGAAGUCAACGCGAGUUCCUACGUGCAUAAGCAAGUUGACUGCGCUGCCGUUCAAGUACCGUACGACUACACUCAAUUGUCUGACAAGCGACGUGCGAACAUCGGCCUGUUGAGAUACAGACCCCUUGGCAUCGUCGAAGGCAAGAUCAAGCCAUCCGGAAGACUCUUCACCAAUCCAGGAGGUCCGGGUGCAUCAGGUCCAGUCUCUGUUCUCGAUGGCCACGAAAAGAUGGAGGAGUUGACAGGAGGUCAGUACGAAAUCUUCGGCUGGGACCAAAGGGGAGUCUUCAGCUCCACCCCUUCCGCUCCAACUUGCUUCAAAUCGGGCGAAGAGCAAAUCAGAUUUGGCGUGCAGUCCUCCAUACAGAUUCCGCUCGUUCCCGACGGUGAGAGCUUUACUUCGAAGCAGGUAGAGCAACGCGGAUGUCUCGAGCACUCUUCGAAAGAGAGCUUAGACUUCGCUCCAUAUAUGGGCUCCUACUUCAACGUGCUGGACUUAGAGUACAUUCGAAGACUGCUUGCUCCGUCAUCUUUGCAUUCUCCCUCAAAGGGAGCAAUCAACGCGAGGCCGCAAGACGUGGAGAACGGUGAUCUGAUGCACUUUCUCGGCUUUUCCUACUCGGCAGCUGGCACGGGUCAACUUUAUCUCAGCAUGUUCCCGCAAUUUGCAGGCAAAUUCAUACUGGAAGCGAAUGCCAAUCUGACAGCGACUCUGCGAGAUCCUCUCUACAAGCAACCAGCCACCGAUGCGCUGCUCGAGACCGAAAAGGUCAUGCUGCGAUGGCUCGACGACUGCGCCAGCAAGGCUAACAAGUCACAGUGCCUGCUGCUCGAAUACGGCAAGACGCCCUCGGAGAUACUAGCUCGCGUCGACCAAGCGUGGGCAAAGUUGUACGACCAUCCGCGUUUUGUCAAGCCGGGCAACAAGACGUAUCCCGCCGGCGACAGCGCGUUGAAUGGCCUGAUCACCAUUGCAGCGUAUCGAGACAUGAUAUUCAGGGCGAUGAACAUGUACUCUUACGAUUGGUGGGACAAUCGGGACGACUACAUGACCUGGACCUGGAAGACGAUGCUCGAUGACGAUUGGGACUUGGCAUAUGCCAUCGCCUUUAACGACACAUAUUCCAUCACGGGAGGAGGCGGCGCAGGCAAUCACACGGACGGAACAGCCUGGAACUCUAUCACGCAACUCGUCUACUGUCUGGACGCGGCAAACGACGACAACGUGACAGUCGACGACUUGGUGCAAGAAAUUUCCCACAGAGCCAUCCGCACCUCUAGACACUUUGCCCCGGCUCCGAAGAGCGAAUUCUUCACAUCUUGCUCGCGCUUGGGUUGGUCGCAUCCAGCAGGCAGAUGGGAGGGAGCCAUCUUGGCCUCUCAACCUCGCACGACCCCACUCUUUGUCUCUAACAAGUACGACUCCAUCACACCGCGAGCUAAUGCUGAGGAAGCCGUCCGAAAGUUGGGAAGAGCAAAUGCUUAUCUGGUCGUGGACCCCGGGUAUGGUCACGAGACCUGGGGAAGAAAGAAUACGACUUGUACUUUCGAAGCGCGAAAGACGUACUGGAAGGAUGGCAAAUUGGCCAAGGAUACUCUUUUCUGCUAA